CUGCCGCUGUACCUUUGUGAAGACGUGUGACUUGGACAAUGAGGGUUGUUGUUGGUUUGCUGUUGCUGCUGCUCGGUCUGUGUGGGUCAGGGGCUCAGGGGGAGGGUGGAGGCCUCGGUGAGGCGGGUGAGAUCAGCCAGUUUCUGGAGAAAGCUCCAAGAGAUGCAGCUGAGGAACCGACCACAAAGCAAACCACCCCUGACAUCUGGGCGGAGGUGAGGGCGCUGAGAGACAUGGUGGUGGAGCUCAAGGUGGAGCUGAGGAACAUGGAGGCCAGAGUGAAGGAUAGUGAGAGCCAUGUGGAUGAACUUAAAGCUGAGCUGAUGGUCACCAAGGUGCAGGUGGAGCUGCUGCAGAGAGAAAACUCUGUCCAAGCCACAGAACUGACAUCUUUUGGAACUAGACUGACCGCCUCCGAGAGCAAAACAAGUGACCUAGAAAAAGAGACUGCAGAGUUGCAGACCAGACUGAACAACAGUGAGAGUGAACUUCUCGUUAGCAAGUCCAGGAUUGAUCAGCUGGAGAGAGAAAAUGCAGAGAGACCAAAGGUGGCCUUCUACGUAGCUCUGACCGAUACAGGACACGUUGGACCGUACAACACAGACAUCACACUGAAAUACAGCAAGGUCUUCACCAACAUCGGUGAUGCUUACAAUCCAUCUACAGGUUUCUUCACAGCACCAGUCAAAGGGGUCUAUUAUCUCCAGUUCACUGUGUAUGGUGGCCGUAAUGGUGCUUCAGGUGUAAAAUUGUACAAAAACAACCAGGGGAUUAUGUAUAAUUACAACGUGAUUAAUGGAGGUGGUAGUUUUUUGACUCACUCUGUUGUCUUGGAGCUGAUUGCAGGAGAUACAGUUCACCUGGUUCUCCCAUUAAGUCAUUCUGUCUAUGACAAUACAGAUAACCAAAACAGCUUCAGUGGCUCUCUUCUCUUCACACUGUAAGAACUGUUUGGGCUGCUGUUAUUGAUUUAUCAUAAACUCUGUUUUUAUUGAAUGCUAAGACAAAUGCCUGUACAUUUACUGCCUGUAUCAAAUAAUGUGAUUCUGAAUCUGACCUCCUUCUUCUGUCAUCAUAUGGAGACAUUCAGAUAAAUUAAAGAUUCACUGAAGUUC
Molecule: messenger RNA, 1115 nt
Organism: Plectropomus leopardus (leopard coralgrouper)
Lineage: Eukaryota; Metazoa; Chordata; Actinopteri; Perciformes; Serranidae
Source: RefSeq, a predicted model, not a curated record